Messenger RNA from Brassica rapa (field mustard), 1541 nucleotides. RefSeq names its product UDP-N-acetylglucosamine transporter UGNT1. NCBI's taxonomy places the organism in Eukaryota, Viridiplantae, Streptophyta, Magnoliopsida, Brassicales, Brassicaceae. The record is from RefSeq and is a predicted model, not a curated record.
AAAAAAAAAAGACAAAACAGAACAGAACACAGAGAGAGAGAGGUGUUUAACUCAAAUCUCCCGUGUCUUUUACGGUCAGUAUCAAUCAUAAUCGGUGACGCGACUUUUCGCCGGAGAAUUAGUCAGAGACACGGCGAACGCGGAGGAAGACGAAGACCGUGGAGAGAGUCUGCCUCUCUCGACCAUGAGGAAUCCUGUUCUUCCUGUUUCCGAUCCUCCUCUCGCCGGAGAGAAUGAUACCGACGGCAAAGGCGUCGACGAUCGGCUUUUCAAAGGAUCCGCCAUGACCAAACGUGGCGCUUACGCUGCUCUCUCUUACAUGGCCUGCGCUGUGAUGCUUGUUCUGUUCAAUAAAGCGGCUCUCUCUUCGUAUCAGUUCCCUUGUGUUAAUGUUAUCACACUCUUUCAGAUGGUGUCUUCUACCUUCUUUCUAUACUCAUUGAGGCGCAAGAAGAUCAUCUCUUUCAUAGCGGCUGAUUCCUUUUCAGGUUCUGGUAGUACCUCAGCUUUUGUGCCUUUGAAGACAUUGUUACACACGCUUCCUCUCUCAAUAGCAUAUCUUAUGUACAUGCUAGCUUCUAUGGCGUCUGUCAGAGGGGUGAAUGUUCCCAUGUACACCACGCUUAGGCGUACCACGGUGGCCUUUACCAUGGUGAUUGAGUAUAUGCUCACAGGUCAGAGAUAUACCCGGUCUAUCAUUGGAAGUGUCGGCGUUAUCAUCUUUGGCGCAUUUUUCGCUGGAGCUAGGGACUUGUCAUUUGACUUUUAUGGAUAUGGUGUUGUUUUCUUAGCCAACAUAACAACAGCAGUAUAUCUAGCAACCAUCGCCCGGAUUGGGAAAUCAAGUGGCUUGAAUAGCUUUGGCCUUAUGUGGUGCAAUGGGAUUAUAUGUGGACCUAUAUUGAUGAUUUGGACAUUUAUGAGUGGUGACUUGGAGAAGACAAUUAGUUUUCCUUACCUCUUUUCUCCCGGUUUCAUGGUUGUGUUACUCUGCUCGUGUGUGCUGGCUUUCUUCUUAAACUACAGCAUUUUUCUUAACACCACUCUCAACUCGGCUCUCACGCAGACAAUUUGUGGCAAUAUGAAGGAUUUAUUUACGGUUGGACUAGGCUGGAUGGUGUUUGGAGGACUCCCAUUCGACUUGAUGAAUGUGAUUGGACAGCUUCUUGGUUUCUUAGGCUCUGGUUUAUAUGCAUAUUAUAAGAUCAUUGGGAAGUAGAAACAAAGAAGAGCUAAUAAAAUAACAGGAUUGGCCAUCAUAAAGGCUCGAUGAGAAAGAAACUAAGGGAAGCCUUAGUUCAAGGAGAAGUUGAUGAUAACCAGUGAUGUUCCAACUUUGGUUUUUGCAGGUGAAGUAGACUAGUAUUAAUUAAACAAUAAUGCGAUGCCUCAUUUUUCGAACUUGUGAUACUCAAUCAAGAAGGGCCAACUUUUUUUUCUUUUUCUUUGGGACUUAUUUACUCUUUUGUCAUUUUUCUUGUUUCUUUCCUUUUGUAUAUAAAACCAUAGACAAGUAAUGACUCAGUUUUCUUUGACUCUAA